AUGUAUUUACCAUAGCUUACAAAAUACAUACGCUAAUUGGUCGAAGAAAAUUCGACUCGUAUAAAACUAGUAGUCAUUGAGCCGAGCGCGCGAUAGCAUAUCAGUUGAUAGCGAUCCUGAAAAGUGUCGCCUUAGUUUUCAGUGUACUAAUAACUGUCAUUUAGUGAAGGUGCCCGCGUUAAUUUCGACUGUGUUCUAAAAUGGCGCAGAACAAUCUAGAAGUUGGCAUGAGGUGCAUAAAGUACAUGCUGUUGUGUGUUACUGCUAUUUUUGUGCUCACGUCCGCUCUCAUCAUCUCUGUGGGCACAACGAUCUACGCGAUCUACUACGAUGUAUCUUUCUUCCUGGACACGCAGCUGUUCUCACCGGCGACCUUUAUCAUCGUCAUUGGAGUCAUCAUGCUCUUCGUUUCCCUAUUCGGUUGCAUCGGUGCCUUGAAGGAGAGCACCUGCUUGGUUAACAUUUUUGCAGUUAUCCUCAGUUUGGUGUUGGUACUUGAAAUCUCAGCUGCCAUCGCUGCGUACACGUUGCGUUCUCAGGUCGCAAAUAUGUUGGACGCAAACUUGAGAGAGACACUUCCAUCGUAUUACAACAAACCAGAAGUAACCGAUGCUUUCGACUUCAUUCAAAGUAGGCUGAACUGUUGCGGUGUCGAUAGCUACCUCGACUGGGGUGAUGUGCCCACUGAGAAAUCAGGUAUCUCCGUAGCCAACAUCACCGUUCCUUACUCCUGCUGCGCUCAGACACACUACCAAGUUGUUGGAGACAUAGAAGUUGACGAGUGUGUUAAACUGUAUGCUAAUGGCUGCCUCCCCAGGAUCACUUAUCUGAUCUACCAGAGUGCAGGCUUGCUUGGUGCAGGCGCCAUGACGAUUGCAUUUAUUCAGGUUAUCGGAAUUGUAUUCUCGUUCUCGCUGGCCAGUUCCAUUCGUAAAGCAAAGUCUGAGCGCGAGCGCAGACGAUGGGAGAUCCAGGAGCGCAUGGUCAACGCGUACACUUCCCUUAACCCCGAGAAGGAGAAAAGUGCACCCAUAGUUUAUGUCCCAUUCCAUGGACAAAAUAAUGCUUAAGGUU
Nymphalis io (European peacock) is the source of this 1074-nucleotide messenger RNA. Its product is annotated as CD63 antigen-like. Bases 201 to 1070 code for a protein of 289 amino acids. NCBI's taxonomy places the organism in Eukaryota, Metazoa, Arthropoda, Insecta, Lepidoptera, Nymphalidae. Gene Ontology annotation, cellular component: membrane. The transcript has 5 exons. The record is from RefSeq and is a predicted model, not a curated record.